Molecule: messenger RNA, 1839 nt
Organism: Alternaria rosae
Lineage: Eukaryota; Fungi; Ascomycota; Dothideomycetes; Pleosporales; Pleosporaceae
Product: transmembrane amino acid transporter protein-domain-containing protein
Exons: 2
Coding region: 191-1648 (485 amino acids)
Biological process (GO): amino acid transmembrane transport
Cellular component (GO): vacuolar membrane
Molecular function (GO): amino acid transmembrane transporter activity
Source: RefSeq, a predicted model, not a curated record
CCGGGAGGCGAUCACCCAGGAUCUGCUCGGCCACUAGCACACAUUACGUCCUAGGAUGAUGACCCAGAGGUCCGAUACAGGAGGCGUGGAGGUUCAAAAGACCCAGCGUCGCCGCUCCUCGCUACCGAGCCACAUUUCGUUCAUUGCAUUUUGAGACCCUGUAACACGUUGUUACGGUCAAACUUCAACCAUGGGUCUAAAAGCCUUCCUCAAGAAAGAGCACAAAACGCCUUCCAACGGCGAUGUUGCUUCUCACACGACCGCAUCGGAUAAAGACGAUAUGGAGGCAUUCGGACACAACACCGACAUAACGACGGGAUGGACAGGCGAUGGAUUUGCCGGAGCAACCGAGUAUCCAAAUGCUCCGGGAGAGAACUACCGUACACUGGGCCGAUGGCGAGCUUGCGUGAUCCUGAUCACGAUCGAAGUCGGAAUCGGAAUCCUCAGCUUGCCCUCCGCUUUAAAGACGCUCGGCCUGAUCCCUGGAAUUAUCGCGAUCCUCGGAUUCGGUGGUCUGACGACCUAUUGCGGUUACAUCCUUCUCCAGUUUUACAGGAAAUAUCCUAUGGUUACCAAUCUGGUAGACUGCGCGUUGUACGUCGGAGGCAAGCCAUUCGAGUGUUUCCUUGGAAUCGCUUUCGUUUUCAACCUCGUUCUUAUCUGCGCUUCGGCCAACAUCACUUUGUCGGUCGCACUCAACACGCUUUCGCGCCACGCCCUCUGCACGGUAGCUUUCUUAGCUUUCCCUCAUAUUCUCUGUUGGCUGCUCUGUAUUCCACGAAAGCUAUCUUUUGCAGCCGCAGCUAGCUGGGUCUGCACAAUUUCCAUCGUAGCUGCAGUUCUGAUCGUCAUGAUCGCGCUUGGUGUUGGUGGACCACAAGCUCCGCCAGGUUUCGAGGCCAAGAUAGUUCUGGUCGGAAAGCCUAGCUUUGUCGAGGCUGUCAAUGCUCUGCUCAAUGUCGCCUUUGCUUUCGCGGGAAAUCAAAGCUUCAUCAGCGUUAUGGCCGAAAUGAGAGACCCAUCCAAGGACUUUGCCCCUGCUCUCUUUAUGCAGAAGUCAUUCGAGGUCGUCAUCUACAUCGUGGUCGCUUGUGUCAUCUACGGUCUGGCAGGCGAUGCGGUUACAUCUCCUGCGCUUGGUUCUGCGCCAGAGUUGACAGCUAAGAUUGCUUACGGCAUUCUUAUUCCUUCUGUACUGGGAACCGGCCUGAUCAUCGGUAUUACUGCCAUCAAGUUCAUGUACAUCACUAUCAUGCGUAACAUGAAGCCCGAGGCUGUCAACGUACACAACGCCUUCACCUGGACCCUUUGGGUUGGACUCGGUGCCCUCUUCUGGAUCGUCUCUUUUGUCAUCUCCAACGCGAUACCCAUCUUCUCCUCCAUCCUCAACAUUUCGUCUGCCAUCUUCAUCUCCUGGUUCACUUUCGGGCUCACGAGUAUAUUCUGGCUGCAUCUAAACUGGAAGACGCAAUGGAGUUCACCAAGGAAGAAGGCUGUAGCGGCUGUCAACUACGCUAUCAUGAUGGUGACUGUUUUCCUGAUGAUAGGAGGACUAUACACAUCAUUGAAGGCGCUCAUUGACAUCUACAAUGAUCCCAAUAGCACUCUGAACGGACCGUUCACUUGCGCGGAUAAUAGUAUAUUCUAGAUGAUAUCACGUAGUCGAAACGAUAGUUUAUCACUUCACGCCCAAGUGCUCACUACACACGAUCAACGGCGACUUCUUUCCAGCCUGACUUCUUGUGCAAUGGAGUUCAACUCGAGGAAACUCCCUGCGACGAACUAUGCUUCGAAAGAAGCAACAGCCGCCCGCAGAGUGGAGGUGUAGGUGGUUGUGGC